Molecule: messenger RNA, 4996 nt
Organism: Megalops cyprinoides (Indo-Pacific tarpon)
Lineage: Eukaryota; Metazoa; Chordata; Actinopteri; Elopiformes; Megalopidae
Gene: bag6l
Product: BCL2 associated athanogene 6, like
Exons: 25
Coding region: 267-3938 (1223 amino acids)
Cellular component (GO): BAT3 complex
Molecular function (GO): polyubiquitin modification-dependent protein binding; misfolded protein binding
Source: RefSeq, a predicted model, not a curated record
GUCCUUUCAUCACGGCGUCGCAGCUUCAGGAAAAGCGACAGAAGCGGAAUAUGAACAACAGAACACCGAGGGGGAACAGUAUUUAUUGUAUAAUUGUGGGACAGAAGGAUUUAUCAAUAGCACCGUUCUUCAAAAACAGAAGAAGUUGACACAUUUUAUACGUAACUGACAAAUCGUUUCGUCAUUUAAAGAAGACGGACUUUUUUUUAGGAAGCUAAGCUUGCUAACGUUACUUAAUUGGGAUUAGCCAGAGAAUACAAAGGAGCAUGGCGGAGCCAGGCACUAUAGACGUGACGGUGAAGACGCUGGACUCGCAGAGCAGAAGUUACACCGUGUCGGGACAGAUGACAGUGAAAGAGUUUAAGGAGCACAUUGCCUCUUCGGUGGAGAUUCCUGUGGACAAGCAGAGGCUCAUCUACCAGGGCAGAGUGCUACAGGACGACAAGACGCUGGCCGAGUACAAUGUGGAUGGGAAAGUCAUUCACCUGGUGGAGCGGGCCCCACCUCAGGCGUCACACUCUGGGGCCGGGGGAGGGGGCGUGUCCGGGGCUGCGGGGACGGCCGAGGCCCCGCCCUCCUCCCACUCCUCCACCUCCACCGGCCCCUCCCAGGGAGCUCCGCACGACCGCAACGCCAACAGCUACGUCAUGCUGGGCACCUUCAACCUUCCUAUGAACAUCAUGGACCCGCAGCAGAUCCAGAUGUCGGUGCAGCAGAUGAUGGCUGGGGUGGGGGACAGUGGGCGCAGUGCCAGAGUCAGCACCAGCACUGGAACCAACGGAUCCGUGGACGUUCAGAUUAACGUGGACCAAUCGGUGCAGAGUGAGCCGAGGAUGAGGCUCCUAUUGGCCGAGAACCUGCUGAGAGACACCCAGGCUCUUCUCCACAGGCUGGAGGGCCAGCAGGAACCUGCCUCGACUCCUCCUUCUUCCUCUCCCUCCUCUGCCUCUUCUGCUCAGCCCAUGGACACCUCCCCACCUCCUCCCACGCCUCCUCCCCCACCCUCCACCUCCUCCUCCUCCACCCAGACGGGGCCCUCCCCCCACUCUGGACCCAAUCACCCCAGCCCGGAGGAGCUGGUGGAGAUGAUGUCAGAGAUGAGGAGGGUGGGGGAGGGGCUGCGGCCCUUCCUCGAGCGAGCUUACGCCAUCCUGGGCUCCGCCACCACCGCCGACUACAACAACAAUACUCAGGAGAGAGAGGAGGACCAGCGCACCCUGAAUCUGGUUGGGGAGGCCCUCCGUCUCCUUGGCAACGCCCUGGUCGCCCUGAGCGAUCUGCGCUGCAACCUGGCGACUCCCCCUCCCCGUCACCUCCACGUGGUUCGGCCCAUGUCCCACUACACCUCCCCCGUGCUGCUGCCCGGUGGCAUGUCCCACCUCCCCAUCCCGAUAAACUUGGGAACCACGGUUACCAUGACAACCAAUGGCAGGCAGGCGGCAGAGGGUCAGCCCCAGCCCUCUCAGCCCUCUGGCCAAUCAGAGCAGCAGGGGCAUGCCCCGCCUCCACAAACCUCCUCAUCCAAUCAGCAGCCUGGACAAGGGCAGCCAAGAGUGAUUCGAAUCACCCACCAGACCAUGGAACCAGUGGUGAUGAUGCAGAUGAACCUGGAUGGCUCUGGGAGUGGGACUCAGACUUCAGGACAGCAGAACCCUGGCGGGGCUGGACAGACUGGGACCACACCCUCGAUUCAUGUCCCCGGGCUGCCCCCUGAGUUCAUGCAGGCCAUCGUGCACCAGAUCUCCCAGCAGGCCGUUGCCAUGGCGACCGCGGCGGCGGGGCAGCAGGGGGGGCCGGGACAGCCGGGCGCCAGCUCGAACCCCAGCGCUGACACAGCCACCGCCCCACCCCCUCCACCUCCCCCACAGGCCAGGGUGGUCAUCACCCGCCCCUCCGUCACCCCCCAGAUGACCUCGCCCCCCAUGGGCACCAGGGGGGCAACGAUCAACGUGAGAGCAACUGUGCCCCCGAACGCAGGACAGCAGCCAGGGCAGGCCGGGCCCAUCCCUGCCUCCUCUCUCACUCAGAUGAUCAGCGGCCUGGUGGGGCAGCUCCUGAUGCCAGUGCACAUGGCCGAACAGACCUCCACCUCCACCUCCUCCUCCACCCACACCUACUCAUACUCCUCCAGCUCUUCCUCAUCUUCAUCUUCUUCCUUCUCCACCUCCACCUCCACUGCUCCUCCCUCCUCCUCCGCCAACACCUCCGGCCAGACCUCCACCAGCACCACGAGCACCGCCUCCGCCGGGCACGCGGCCCCGCCCCCAGAGGCCACGCCCACAGAGGCCCCGCCCCCGGAUGCCUCGCCCGAGGGCAACCUGGCCCAGCUGCUGGGGUCGCUGGUGGCGGGGAUGGGCGGGGCCGUGGUGACCCCCUCCAUCACCGUCACCAUGCCGGGAGUGCCCGCCUUCAUCCAGGGGGUGACUGACUUCAUGCAGGCUGGCCAGCCUGUGUUCCCCCAGCCCCCCAGCAGCCAGCAGACAGCCCCUCCCCCCAGUGCCCCCACGGCCCCUCCCCCGGCCCCACCCACAUCCACACCCUCCUCCGGGGGGGGCGAGACCCUGAGCCCUGAGCUGUUCACGGGGAUUGUGCAGGGGGUGCUGUCCACCAUGAUGGGCUCGCUGGGCGCCUCCCAGAACAACACUGAGAGCAUCGCCCAGUUCAUCCAGCGCCUGUCCCAGACCAGCAACAUCUUCACCCCGGGCACCGGCGACGCCGUGGGGUUCUUCGGGGACCUGCUGUCGCUGGUGUGUCAGAGUUUCUCCAUGGUGGACAUGGUUCUGCUGCUGCACGGUCAGCACCAGCCGCUCAGCCGCAUCCAGCCCCAGCUCACACAGUUCUUCCAGGAGCAGUACCUGCACGGGAGAGAGCCCACCGACGCCAACAUCGCCGCUGCGGCAGAGGAGCUUAUCAACGAGCUGGAGGGCUACAUAGAGGAGAGCUUUGCCUCAGUGGCAGUGAGAGAGGGUGUGGAUAUCACUCGGACCAACAUCUCCUUCCUGAGACAGCAGUUCACCCGCAUGGCCACCCACAUACUGCGCUGCACAGAUCACACGUUCGGGGCGCGGUUGCUGCUGCUGUGUACGCAGGGUCUGUUUGAGUGCCUGGCGCUCAAUCUGUACUGCCUGACAGGGGAGCAGAGAGCGCUCACCGCCGUCAUCAACCAGCGCAUAAGGAGGAUGUCUGCGGAGGUGAACCCCAGCCUGGUGAACUGGCUCACCAGCAUGAUGUCCAUGAGACUCCACGUCAUCCUGGAACACAACCCAGUGACCGAGGACCAGAUCCUGCAUUACGUCAUCAACACACAGAGUGAGACGACACAGAGGGCGGAGUCAGAGGCCCCGCCCCAGGCGGAGGUACAGAACGUGGAGAUGGAGGAAACACUCUCUCCUACUCCCGCCACCACCGCUGAGGAAGCCAUGGCGUCGUCACGGGAGACCGGUGACCUGGGGGUGGCCUCCGGAGACGCGGCUGGCCUGGGUAGGGCACCCGCGGGAGAGACCAGGGCAGCUGUCACCAUGGCAGCGGCAGGAGGGAGGGAGGAGCCAGGCGGAGAGGCGGAGCCCUGGGCAGCCGCCGUCCCUGCGGAGUGGGUGCCCAUUAUCAGGCAUGACCUGCUGACUCAGAGGAAGAUGAAGGCACAGCCCCCGCUGUCUGAUGCGUAUCUGCAGGGCAUGCCGGCCAAGAGGAGGAAGACGGCACAAGGGGAAGGGCCUCAUCUCUCCCUCUCAGAGGCAGUGAGCCGGGCAGCCAGGUCAGCAGGUGUCAGGCCUGUCACUACCCCAGACAGCCUGCAGGGGGAGCUGGAGAGGCCAGAACUGCAGGAGGCCUACACAGAACAGGUGAAAAAUGACAUCAGGAAGAGAGUGAGGGAGGACCCGGAUUUUAGUGGACAGCGUUUCCCAAACACACAGCGGGCCUUCUUCUCUGACUCAUAACCCCAUUGGUCGUCCCACGUGUCAAACACAACCUGGUCUUAUCAUUCCUGACUCUCAAAAAUGUCUUGUCCUCAUUCUUGCAAAUGGUGUACCAUGCCUAACGGUGUUAGCGUAGCUACCCCAACUCAGCCUUUACAAAUGUACCAACAGUAUGAAUGUGACUAAGACCUGCGGGCUCACUGGAGGAGCUGAUGUAAAAAAAAAAAAAUGGCCCAAUUGUCUGACAUCCAGCUGACUUCUCUCAUUGGUCAGAUGCAUAGUUGUCUGGGCCCCUUGCCUGUCACUCACCCUGUUCAGGCCAAUCAUAGUGCCACAAUAUCAGCUCCCACCCCUUUCUUUUCCCUCAUCAGCAGGCCAUGAACUUUUUACAGCCCAGUCAGGGCAUCUGCCAAGUAAAUAUUAGGUACAAAGCACCUGGCCUUUUCCUACAGUUGGCUCAUUUCUGCUGUCAGUCACUUAUCUGCCUUGUGAUUGGCUCUCCAUGAGACACUUUCCAAAAGCCACCCUUUCCGAUUGGCUGGAUUCUGCUGUCUGCUGACUCCCCCGUGAGUAGCGUUUCCUGGCAGCCACGCUGUACAAGGCUGAAUUCGGUGACUGGUUUGUUGUAAAUUAAUAUACACAAUACUUUACCGGGUUGUGUUGUCCACUAAUAUGGAUGAUUAUGUCUGCAGCUGAUCGUUGUCUUGCUGUUUGUCCGUAUGGAUCGAGUCAGGCUACAGCUUUAAGAGUCUAAAAGAUGUCCAGUUUAAACUCGUACAUGUCGGAUGGAAUAUUGCACAAAGAUCAUAUGUGGAUUGCUUGGUUUGCUUCUUUAAUCAAAGGUGCACUAAUUAGACUGGAUUGGAAGUAACUGCCAAGGUUAAGAUUAAUUUGAAGUAAUUUCACUUCUUAUACUCUCUAAGCGUACAUCUGGUUGUAAUUUGACAUGCAUUUGUGUAGAGCACAGAAAUCAGGCAUCGUUUUUAAUUAUGAGACCUAAAUUUUGUUGUAAAAAAAUUCCAGUUCUUUUCUUUGCUUAUGAAUGUAAACUACUCCAAAAUAAAGUUUAAACUCCAGUG